This is a messenger RNA of Anguilla anguilla (European eel), 5482 nucleotides long. It is a transcript of the gene capn5a, whose product is annotated as calpain 5a. The transcript has 13 exons. Gene Ontology annotation, cellular component: cytoplasm. Bases 202 to 2130 code for a protein of 642 amino acids. The record is from RefSeq and is a predicted model, not a curated record. Gene Ontology annotation, molecular function: calcium-dependent cysteine-type endopeptidase activity. NCBI's taxonomy places the organism in Eukaryota, Metazoa, Chordata, Actinopteri, Anguilliformes, Anguillidae. Gene Ontology annotation, biological process: proteolysis.
ACAUGCUCAGUUUGAGUUUGAGGCUCAACGAGUCAGCUCCUCCCUAGUGUGUGUGAGCAAGAAAUUCGCAAACGGAGCAAGGAGCUGUGCAUCACAGAGCAAGUGGCACAUCAGUCCUGGGACCGCAUUAACGCAGCUGGAUCCCCGGCGGACCAGAUAUAACACGUCACCGAGGGAACGGAACCCUGCUCCGGCUGAAGCAUGUUUUCCUCAGUGAAGGCGUAUGAGGGCCAAGCGUAUGCAUCCCUGAAGAAGCAGUGCUUGCAAAACAAGACACUUUUCGAGGACCCCCUGUUCCCCACUGUCGAUGAAUCCCUCUUCUAUCAAGGCAACAAGAUUGGCAGGGUGCACUGGAAGAGGCCUAAGGAGCUCUGCAGUGACCCCCACCUGUUUGUGGAUGGCAUCAGUGCUCACGACCUGCACCAGGGACAGCUGGGAAACUGCUGGUUUGUGGCUGCCUGCUCCAGUUUAGCCUCCAGGGAGUCUCUAUGGCAUAAAGUCAUCCCAGACUGGAAGGAGCAGGAGUGGAACACAGAAAAGCCCGAAUCCUACGCCGGGAUCUUCCACUUUCGCUUCUGGCGCUUCGGAGAUUGGGUGGACGUCGUCGUCGACGACCGGCUGCCCACCGUCAACAACCAGCUGGUGUACUGCCACUCUAAUGACAGCAACGAGUUCUGGAGUGCCCUGGUGGAGAAGGCUUAUGCCAAGGUGUACGGUUGCUAUGAAGCGCUGGAUGGCGGAAACACAGCCGACGCCCUGGUGGACUUCACCGGGGGCGUGUCGGAGCCCGUGGACCUGCUUGAGGGCAAGUUUGCCGAGGACGAGGCCGCCCGCAACCAGCUGUUCGACAGGGUCCUUAAAGUCCAAAACCGAGACGGCCUCAUCAGCUGCUCGAUCAGAGCGACCUCCUCAGCGGACAUGGAGGCACGGCUGGCCUGUGGCCUGGUGAAGGGCCACGCCUACGCUGUGACAGAUGUCAGGAGGGUACGGCUGGGUAGCGGGCUGCUGGCCUUCUUCAAAUCGGAGAAGCUCACCAUGAUCCGUAUGAGGAAUCCCUGGGGGGAGAGGGAGUGGAACGGAGCCUGGAGCGAUAGCUCUGAAGAGUGGCAGAAAGUGAGCAAGAGUGAGAGAGAGAAGCUGGGCGUCACAGUGCAGGAGGAUGGAGAGUUCUGGAUGACCUUUGAGGACUUCUGCCAGCACUUCACCGACCUGAUCCUGUGCCGACUCAUCAAUACCUCCCACCUGAGCAUCCACAAGACCUGGGAGGAGGUGGUGAAGCAGGGGUCCUGGGUUCAUCUGGAUGACCCUCUGAAGAACCGCGCCGGGGGCUGCAUCAACCACAAAGCCACCUUCCUGCAGAACCCCCAGUACGUGUUCGACGUGAAGAAGGCGGAGGAUGAUGUUCUGAUCUGCCUGCAACAGAAGGACCGCCGUGCCCGUCCCAAAGAGGGGAAGGGCGAGAACCUGGCCAUCGGAUUCGACAUUCACCGGGUGGAGCUCAACAGGAAGUAUCGCAUGCACAUGAUCCAGCAAAAAGUCGGGGGUUCCGUCUAUAUAAACUCACGCUGCGUGUUCCUGCGGAAGGAGCUGAAGGAGGGGCGCUACGUCAUCAUCCCCACGACCUUUGACCCCGGCCUGCAGGGCGAAUUCCUGCUCCGGGUGUUCACUGACGUGCCUUCGGACUGCAAAGAGCUGACCCUGGACGAGCCGCCCCAGACUUGCUGGACUGGGAUGUGUGGCUACCCUCUCCUGGUGACACAGGUGCAUGUGCUGGCUGCAGUGGGGCUGCAGGGCCAGGACUCCAAUGGAGCCUCAGAUCCUUAUGUCAUCAUCAGCUGUGAAGGGCAGAAGGUGCGCUCUCCGGCCCACAAGAACAACUGUAACCCAGAGUUUGACACUAAAGGGCUCUUUUACAGGAGGAAACCAAAGGGAACCAUUCACAUUGAGAUCCACAAUAAGAAUGUGAUCUCGGACUCCUUCAUGGGUCAGGUGACCCUGACCAGUGAACCCAACGACGCCCAGCAGCAGCACACCGUACACCUUCGGGACAAGGGGAAUCGUCAGAGUAACGACCUGCCGGGGACGCUGUCAGUCCGCCUGAUCACCUCCAGCACGCUGACCGGAAUCUGAGCUCCACCCACAGGCCACGCCCCACACAGCCUGGGCGCCUCCCAAAAGGCCACGUUGCCUCUAACAGGAUGUAUAUGUACUGUGUAUAUUAUCUCUGUGUAUUCUCUCCAAAUGUAUCCAGUUGCGUUUACAAGGGCUGGGCUUCGAGGCAGUGCCUGUUCUGUGUUUCUGAGCCUGCUGGUUGCUCUGACACAUGACUUUUCCUCUUCCCCCUUGGCCCUUCUUUCCCCUUUAGGGCGUCCUCUUCUGGCAUCAGAUGGGAUGCCUUUCCCUUAUUAUCCAACUCAUCCAGACCCUGAAAAAAUGAAGUAAAGCAGUAUCACUUAAUAAGUCUUUAAGAGAGUGGCCCACUCUGGCCCUGUAAUGGCAUUGAGGGCCAUGAAUGGUCCUCGUGUGGAGUAAAGACUGAGCUUGGGGACACUUCUUUAAAAGCUCAUUGAUUUGUAUCAAUUUGCUCUGUAGCGUGUGCUUUUUUUAUUCCUUUGCCAAGUUGGACUUUUUCGUCCUGCCUGUCUCUGAUCUGCUUAAGGGACCAAAGCCGGCCAUGCCGUGUGUCCUGUGUGUGCCCGUGUGCAGAGUGCCUGGUGCCCCUCGCGUCCUGGUGCCCUGAGGGGCCUGCGGAAUGUGGGUGAUGCGGAGGAAGCGUUAUCUUGGACUUGAGGCCCCCCCAGCCACGCAUGGCUUGGCCCCCUCAGAUAGACCCGGAAUGCCAGCCUUAGAGAAGGCAUUGUGCACAGAGCAUGUCGGGGGCCUCACCAGUGCCAGUCUGAGGGCGGGCAUCGGCCCCGGCUCCACCCCCAACCGCAGCCGCGCAUAGCCAGGCCUCAUUUGCCUCCGUCAGGAACUCUGUGCCAAGCGCUUUACAGGAAAAUGAUGUAACUGAUUGAUAUUGACAGCGGCCGAGGCAGCAGGAAAGAAAGCGCUCAUAAAUUGCUGUUAAAUUAUACAGCCCCAGGGUAGUAUUUGCAGAUAAGGCUGGAGCAGCAGCAGAAAGUGCCAUACAGUCAGGACUGAACAUUGUGAAGUCCCAGCUGACUUAACGUUUACGUAAUUCUUGGGUUUACAGAAUGGUUGGGUCACCCGUAUCAUUCCCGGUGACUGCGUGUAGAAAGCACCAAGUGAAGAUGACAGUAUCUUACUGCCAUACCAAGACUCUGUCUUGCCAAAAAUGUGCAUCAUAUCCCCCUCGUCGACUCUACUGCAUCUUCAUAUUUAUACUGGGCAUCUAGUUGCAUCUUGUCUUUGUGUCUCUCAGUGUAAUUUCUCGACUCUUGAUUUGUUUCCUUAAUUAAACAGAGGCUGCAUCUGCAGAGCCGGCUGCAGGCAUAAACGAUCCAUGCGGUCAUUUAGGGCCACAGCCAUGGAAGGGCCACGCAAUUCAGGUUCUAAAUGCUUUUUAUCUUUUUGUAUUCCGAGGGCGCAAAUAGCUUUUUUUGAUGCUAUUCUUGCGCCAGUUCCCCCCGGUCUGCGAUUGCCGACCGCUUCUGCCACCCUGGUAACUUCUUGUUUAGGGCUACUGAAAUCCUAAAGCCAGCUCUGUGCAUCUGAGUUGGUUUUUGCUGUAUCCCCUCUUGUAUCUGAUACCCACUAUGUGCAAGACAGAAAGCCAGAAUGACAGGAGCAAAUCCAGGGGCCAGGAUUAAUGUGUCUCAGGUGUGAUGUGCCCAGCAGUAACAAUGCGGUUCCAUUCAGGUCCAGAGAGAAGGAAUUCUGGCCAGCUUCAGCUAUAUAUACUAGGGUUUCCUUAUUUCAAAAGUUCAUGUGGACAGAUUAAUAUGUUUUUUAUUCUCCAAGAAAAAAAAACUAAUUCACUCCCUCUUCACAGCACAAGUGUUCUGUGGGCUGUUGAGUCAAGCAAUGAAUGUGUUGAAUUGAAUGAAAAAGAAAAGUUGCAGUGAUUUGUUGUGCUGGAGUUCAUUCAUUCAUUCAGUCAGUCAUUUGCGAAAUAAUUUUUGCAGUAAAUUUCUUAAUCUCAUUUUAAACUGUGUCGAAUUCCAGUUCCGAAAGAGCACUUUGAGUCAUAAUUUACAUGCCAAAGCAGUAAUAGUACAAUUUUAUCAGACAUUGACGGGGUUUAAUAGAAAUAACUACAAUUUCUUCAUCUUUCCUGAUCUUCUACUGACAGGUUCUCCUGCUGUCUAUUUCAAAGUUUUUUGUAAUACAAAUUUUACAAACGUUUCUGUGGCAAUCCCAUUGUGAAUGAGGAAAUGCUAAAUAUAACAUGAUUGCAUGGUCAAGUAUUCAUACAUGUCUUCCUAAUAUUGAAACAUAAGCAUGAGCAUCCACAUACUGCCAAGCGAAAAUCGUUUCCACGUACUUACCAAAGCGUUUUGAGUUGUAAAAACAACUCUACAGAGCUGCAAAGCAGCAAACGAAACAAAGAAAAAUGCUUGUAGGCUUGACAGGUAAAAGUUACAGAUGAAUGUGUGGCUUGUUUAAACUGUUAGGUGGGUGACCUUCAAGUAACAUAGAGUUUAACUCUGGGGUCAAGAAAAUAUCAGUCAUAAAGUCAGGUCUGAAGCAGUUUCUGAGUUAUGUUUAUUUCUGUUGUCAUUCUUUAAAAAAAAUUAAAAAAAAAACAAUUUUGUUGUUGCUAUAUACCUUCAAGCAGGGUUGCCCAGUUCUGUUCCUGAAGUUCUACAAUCCUGCUGGUUUUCACUCCAACCCUAACAAAGCACAUCUCAUUCAACAGCUGGAAAUUUCUUUAAUUAGUAGCAUCAGGUGUGCUGAAUUCGGGUUGUAGUGAAAACAGGGUGGUAGAUCCCAGGAACAGGAUUGGGCAGCCCUGUCUUUGUUUGUCUACUUUUGCAGCCAAUGUACUCUGCUUUCUGUUUUUUACUGUACAUAUCAUGUACCAAACGCAUGAAGGUGGUGUCAUAUCAGUGAUUAUCAGUGGUCUCCAAAGCUGUCUUCAAAUCUGCAUCUCACAUUUGUUAUGGCUGCUUACAAUUGAUGAAGCUACUAUAUAAAGUAACUUUCUGUGACAUUAUAAUAUCUGAGCCAUUAUCAUAUCAUUUGGGAACAUAGAUUCUGAAGUAUACAGUUUAAAUCGAUUGUGAUUUUGGAAAGUUACAGUACAUCUCUUCAUAUCAGGUGUGAAUAUGUUCAUAUGAAAUCAAUUUAAUGAAGACAGUUCAAUUACAGUAUCUCUUUCUUGUAGCUUUAUCCUGAUUGUUUACCUCCAACCUGAAAAUGUAAUUGCAUGAUUACAGUCUAUGGGACACAAUCAAGGCCUGUUUACUGGCUAUUUUUGAUCAAUAUUUUGUACUUUUAUGUUCAGAUUUUAAUAUCUGUGUUGGAUCUUGAUUUUGAAGGAAAUACAUUUACUCAUAAUAAAUAUAUCUGGAAGGUG